AAAUGCAACAACAACAAUAUUGGAUUGCAAAGAAAAAAUUAUCAAAAUUUUAAAAUUCAAAACGACUAUUGCCACAUUGUUGAUCAUCAUUGUGUGCCAACAGUGUUUAACACAAAACAUGGCCAAACUCGAACGAAAAAUUUUUCCAUCACCAGAUAAUAAUCAAAAUAAUAAAACGAAAAGUAAAAAUAAUGGUCGUAUCAUAAAGAAUAAAGUGGCGAAAAAAAAGCAACAAAAAUUUCGAACCGAAAAAAAUGAUUCCAUCAACAACAACAACAACAACGAUAAUAGCAAUGAUGCUAUAGUUUUGGAACCUGUUCGACAAUCCGAUGAUAUACCAUUAUCAUUAAAUACCAAAUGGAUAAACAAACAACGUGUUUUAGUACUUGCAUCACGUGGUAUUACAUAUCGUGAUCGUCAUUUAAUGAACAAUUUGAAAGCAUUAAUGCCACAUUCAAAAUCCGAACCAAAAAUGGAAACAAAAGAUCCGAAUUUAGUUUUGAAUGAAAUAUGUGAAAUACGUAAUUGUAACAAAUGUAUAUUUUUUGAAAAUCGUAAACGUAAAGAUUUAUAUAUGUGGUUUGCAAAUAUACCGAAUGGUCCUACGGCAAAAUUUCUUGUCGAAAAUGUUCAUACAAUGGAAGAAUUGCGAAUGACUGGUAAUUGUUUAAAAUCAUCACGGCCAUUUUUAUCAUUCGAUCCAAAAUUUGAAUCCGAACCAUAUUUGACAUUGUUACGUGAAUUAUUUACACAGAUUUUCGGCACACCGAAAUCACAUCCAAAAAGUCAACCAUUUUUUGAUCAUGUAUUUACAUUCACUUUACUUGAUCAUCGUAUUUGGUUUCGUAAUUAUCAAAUUUUAGAUGAAAAAGGAUCAUUAGCUGAAAUUGGACCAAGAUUUUGUUUGAAUUUAAUCAAAAUAUUUGAUGGAUCAUUUAUGGGACGUGUACUUUAUUCAAAUCCACAUUAUAUUUCGCCAAAUAAACAUCGUAUUUUAAUUAAACAAGCUGCUGCCGAUAAAUAUCGUCAACGGUUAGAAUCAAAACAACAACGACAAUUAAUUAAACCGGCUAAUCAUGAAACAUAUGCCGAUCUAGAUCAAUAUGAUGAUGUUUUUGAAACUAUUCGGCCGGAAGAUGCAAUCGGUCCGGAAAAAGCUAUUUUUCAACGUAAAAAAUAAUAAUGAUAAAACUUUUUUUAAUGAUGAUUUUUUUUGCAAAUUAAAAUUUUAAAGAAACAA
Messenger RNA from Dermatophagoides pteronyssinus (European house dust mite), 1240 nucleotides. RefSeq names its product ribosome biogenesis protein BRX1 homolog. Gene Ontology annotation, molecular function: rRNA binding. Gene Ontology annotation, biological process: ribosomal large subunit assembly; rRNA processing. The record is from RefSeq and is a predicted model, not a curated record. Gene Ontology annotation, cellular component: nucleolus. NCBI's taxonomy places the organism in Eukaryota, Metazoa, Arthropoda, Arachnida, Sarcoptiformes, Pyroglyphidae.